AUGCGGCCAGGACUGAGAGCUUUCAGAAGUCGGGAUCUCCGUCUUUUUGAGAGUGCGUCUCGACAUUAUGCUCUUCACAGUCUACAGCGGCCAUGUUUGAGACCUCCGAACUUGUGGCUCGCAAGCUGGCGUGUCUCAGACCGACAGCAGCGAGGUGCGAAGACCACCACACGAAGGAAAGUUAAAGACCUGCAACAAGGAGCCAUCCAAGGCGAAUCUCUGCCCGAACUACCCAGCGAUGACGAACCGCAAUACCCAGCCCUGCUCCAGGGAGUCAAGAACAACAUGGCCAGGUUUGAUAACUGCGUUCUCCUCACAAGAGUUGGAAACUUCUACGAAAUGUACUUUGAACAAGCGGAAGAAUUUGGGCCGCUGCUGGGCCUCAAAGUGGCUUACAGGCAGACCAAGCUCGGCCCUGUGGCUAUGGCAGGAUUCCCGUUCUUCCAGCUGGACCGCUUUUUGAAGACACUGGUUCAAGACUUGCACAAAUAUGUCGCCGUGUGCGAGGAGUUCCUCGUCAACGUAUCUGGCAAGGUGAAAUCAGGGGGCUUGAAGCAUGAUCGCCAAGUCACUCGAGUGGUCACCCCAGGUACAUUGAUUGAUGAGAAGUUCCUUGACCCGUACGAGAACAACUACCUACUAGCGAUACAUCCUGAGUUCCACUCGUCGUCAAAAUGCGACGGCGACGACAACGAACCAAAGGUUGGCCUUGCUUGGCUGGACCUGUCCACUGGUGACUUUUACACCCAGACCGUACUCCGGAGUGCACUCUCGUCUGCCUUGACCCGGAUUUCGCCUCGCGAGAUCAUCCUUCCGUCUGAUGUGUCUCAAGAUGUACAGGAGGAAGUCCAAACAAUCGUUGGCCACGACCACAGGCUGCUCACUCUCCAUCAAACAAGAACUGGCUUUCUAUCAAUGAAGGAAUGGAGUUCCAUGUUGGUCACGGAAAUGCAGGAUGGUGCGGAAAAUGCCUUUCAGGAGGUUGAGAAGCAAGCCGGGCACUGCCUGCUCGACUACGUGCAACUCCGACUACAGGGGUUGCAGCUACGGCUCCAACCUCCUCGGCACAUUGAGCUCUACGAGAUCAUGGGCAUUGACCGAAGUAGUUUGCGUGGUCUGGAGAUCCUGGAGACGUCGAGAGAUGGGCUCGGGAGAGGCAGCUUGUUUCAUGCGGUGAAGAGGACUGUCACAAAGAGCGGCUCGCGGUUGCUUCGAGACCGGCUUACGUCUCCGUCUGCCUCUCUACCAGAGAUCAACGAUCGUUUAGAUCUGGUAUCUGCUUUCUUCGAGUUAGAGGAACUGACAGAGUCUUUGAUUUUCAGGUUGCGCAGGACUUUUGAUGUUCAACGCAUUGUUCAAAAGUUCGCGCUCAACAAGGGCGAUGCCGACGACAUGUUAUCGCUUGCAAGUGCCAUCGCGGAGACAGUCUCAACACGCGAUCUUCUGCUGUCCGCCUUUCCAGGUAUUGACUCGGACCAGCCAGCUACAAACGUGCAGUUCAUGCGGAGAUUGCUCAAACGAUUCGACCUAGAAGGCCCUGUCGAGCUUCAAGCGUCGAUAAAUUCCGCCAUUGACGAGGAAGGGCUGCAACAAAAGCACCGCUUAGAAGAAGAUGAAGCAGCAAGCGUGGCAGCCAUGGCACACGAGGUUGUUCUUCAAAGCGCGCCUGAAGAGCUUGAAUCACUGCCCAGGGCAGUUCGUUCCAAGGCAAAAGUCGAGGAGAACAAAGAUGACAUAGUCUUAGAGGAACCAUGGAUCAUGCGUCGCAAUGCCAGUGACAUCUUAUCUCGCUUGCACCAGGAUCUAGAUGACCUCCAAGGAGAAAAAGCUGCUCUUGCCGAACGACUACGUUCUGAACUCUCCGCGCGUACGCUUGUUCUCAAGUCGACGCCUGGAUUGGGCUACAUAUGCCACAUCAGGAGCGCAAACGGCUUCAACAGAGACAAAUUGGAAGCGCUCCAAGCUAGGAUGGUCUCAUCUUCCAAGAGCACCCGCUCAUUCUAUCUGACUGACUGGACUCGACUUGGCAGACGCAUCGACCAAGCCAUAGCCAACAUUCGCGACGAGGAGAAACGGAUAUUCACGACCUUGAGGGCAGGCGUCAUCCAUAACCUGGUCAAACUGCGCCGUAACGCAGCUGUCAUGGACGAGCUUGACGUUGCAAGCGCUUUUGCGACACUCGCCAAGGAACAAUCAUGGACGCGGCCUAUUUUGAAUAACAGCACUUCACACAAAAUCGUCGGGGGCCGGCAUCCGACGGUCAAACUGGGCCUGGAAGAACAAGGCCGCUCGUUCAUCAGUAACAAUCUCGUCCUCGACCAGAACGAGCACAUAUGGCUCAUCACCGGGCCCAACAUGGGCGGCAAAAGCACUUUCUUGCGACAAAAUGCUCUGCUGAUCAUCCUCGCACAAUGCGGAUCCUAUGUGCCGGCAACGUACGCGGAAAUUGGGCUCGUCGAUCAGAUCUUCAGCCGCAUCGGAGCCGCAGAUGACUUGUUCCGCGACCAAAGCACUUUCAUGGUUGAGAUGCUGGAGACAGCGGCGAUCCUGAAGCAUGCGACUCCUCGAUCAUUCGUCAUAAUGGACGAGGUCGGAAGAGGAACCACGCCUGAGGAUGGCACGGCGGUGGGAUACGCAAGUUUGCACCACUUGUACUUUGUGAACCGGUGUCGGACGUUAUUCGCCACGCAUUUCCAUGAAUUGACAGAUAUGACCAAGUCCUGGGACAGACUCGGGUGUUAUUGUACGGACGUGCUCGAGGAUGAAGACGGGAAGUUUACGUUCGUGCAUAGGCUGAAGAGUGGUGUUAAUAGGCAAAGCCAUGCACUGAAGGUGGCCAGGUUGGCUGGGAUGCCCGAGAGUGCUAUCAAGGUGGCAGAGGAGGUGUUGAAGGCGAGGAUCGGAAAAGGAUACGUGCGUGGACAUGAAGAUGUGUUCGGAGCGGAUCAAGGAAAAGAGAAAGAUCACAACCGCAAAACCGAGGAAAUUACUGACAGUAUACGGGUGGCCCAUGGAGGAUGA
Molecule: messenger RNA, 3021 nt
Organism: Exophiala spinifera
Lineage: Eukaryota; Fungi; Ascomycota; Eurotiomycetes; Chaetothyriales; Herpotrichiellaceae
Exons: 1
Coding region: 1-3021 (1006 amino acids)
Biological process (GO): mismatch repair
Cellular component (GO): nucleus
Molecular function (GO): ATP binding; mismatched DNA binding; ATP-dependent DNA damage sensor activity
Source: RefSeq, a predicted model, not a curated record